AUGUCUUCAAAGCAGUUCUAUCUCCAGGGCGAGGCGCCGUCAACCGCGAGGGAAAUCGAAAUCCCCAGCGGGACAGACGAGGAUGGUUUGCGACACCUCAUCGCAUCUGAAUUUGCCAUCGUCGAGUCCAAAGGUGUGGGAUUCGUAUCACAGGAUGUGGCUCUGACAUCGCUCGCCGAUGUCCUGGCGGCAGACAGCGGUCCUAUAGCCAGCACUAUCGACGGAAAGGCAGUCCGCGAGGUUCCCGGUCCAGCCGGCCUACCGUAUAUCGGGAACUACUUCGAGGUAUAUCCUGACCAUCUCGGCAACCACCAGCGGUUAUUCGAGAAAUAUGGCCCCUUCAUCAGGACAACAAACAUGGGCAGCGUGGUAUAUCAGACGAAUGACCCGGCCCUCGCCGCAAUUGUCUUCGGCGAGAGCGACUUCUUCACAAAGAAGAUCAUCGACGGCCAUCCUCUUCACCCGAUCAAAAACCAGGAAGCCGGUGUUUUCCUGGGCGACACCGACACCGAGGAGUGGAGGACCGCCCACAAGUUUCUACCUCCAGCUUUCGGUCCGCGUGCGGUGAGGCAUUACGCACCGACCAUGCAGGCGACCGUCGAGGACUCAUUCAAGGUCUUCGACGAGCUGGAUGAGAGAGAGGAGGCCUGGAACGUGUACAUCUACAUGUUGAAGCUAGGCUCUCAAGCCGUUGGCAAGCUGGUUCUGGGAAUGGACUUUCAUCAUUUCACCGCUGUUGACGCACGGUUACAUGAGAUGGUCCUGCGGAUCGCUCAGUCGCUUGAGUUGAACAAGAAGGUCACCUCGAUGGGCAGCUGGUACGCGGCCAUGCCGUUCGGCGACCCCAAGAAGCUGCGCGAAGCGAGGGUCCGAAUCAUGGAGAUGGUCAACGAGUCGAUAGAGAACGCUUCUAAAGGCGUCGAGAGCCUGGAGCUCCAGGAGGCCGCCUUGAAGGCGGAGAACAUGGUCGACUACGUUCUGCGUGCCACAGAUAGCAAGGGUAACAAGCUACCGAAAGAACGCAUCAUGGAGCCCCUGGUGGUAGCAACAGGCGCAGGCUUCACCACCACCUCGUCCCUGCUCUCCUGGCUUAUAUAUGGCUUGGUGGCUUACCCAGGAAUGCAGGAACGGCUCCUGCAGGAGCUGGUCGACAACGGCGUCGACGAGACCACCCAGCUCACAGCAGACCUGACGAACAAGCUCAGUUUCCUCGACAAGUACAUCAAGGAGACGCAGCGCCGACACAACCCUUCAUACCAGCCCGCACGAACGUCCAAGGUCGACAUGAUCCUGCCCGGAGGUUACAAGCUGCCGAAGGACAGCAUCGUAAUCCCCGCCCUGCACCACAUCCACAUGAACACGAAGCUGUGGGACAACCCGACCGAGUUCAACCCCGACCGCUGGGACACGGAGCGCGUCAAGAACCGGCCUUAUGGGAGCUACGUCCCGUUCGCCGCGGGACCGCGCAUGUGCAUCGGCUUCAACUUCGCGCUGCAGGAGGUCAAGGUCUUUCUGCCGAAGCUGGUUUAUCGGUACAAGUUCAGCCUGGCGACGGAAGGCGCCGUCGAUUACGAUCCCAUGUUCCAGCUGAUCAGGCCAAAUAACCUGUAUGUCAGAGCGGAGCGCAGGGUCAAGUGGCCGCCGAGGAGUGAUGCAUAG
Messenger RNA from Anthostomella pinea, 1659 nucleotides. The record is from the annotation of a GenBank genome assembly. NCBI's taxonomy places the organism in Eukaryota, Fungi, Ascomycota, Sordariomycetes, Xylariales, Xylariaceae.